GUCCUCAUUCCCAUACGUGCCAGAGCCAAAGCUAGACCACCGUCGGCAAAGACGCUCCCCGCGUUGUUUCCAGAGACGAAAAACCAAAUGCAGGGGUCCGUUCUGAGGAUGGGGCCAUGCGGCGGCGGCGGCGGCCACGACAGGGACAUGGACAUGCGCGGCGUCAACCGUGUGGUCAAGCUGGUCAUCCGCCACGGCGACACCGUCGACGCCAUCUCCGUCCUGUACGAGCGGAACGGCCGGGAGGAGUGGACCGACCUGUGGGGAGGACAAGGGGGAACGCUCUCUGAGAUCUGCCUGCGGCCAGACGAGCACUUCACCGGCGUCGUGGGCCACUACGGCGAGUUCGACGGCAGCUUCGUCGUGAGGUCGCUCACUUUCGUCAGCAACGCCCGCAGCUUCGGGCCGUACGGGCAGGAGGACGGCGUGCCGUUCGCGCUUCCCGCGGCCGGCGGCAAGAUCCUCGGCUUCCACGCGCGCUCCGGCCGCCGCCUGGACGCGCUCGGCACCUACGUCAAGAUGGCAGAUCAGUCGCGAAAGACCCCACGGAACUGAUCAUCACCUUGCCCAUAGAAGUUCAAGUUCCUUAUUGUACGUGCGUAGUGCAUCUUAUCUCAAUAGUUACGGCUACUCCAGAAGUGCGGCGAAUCUGCACCCGGGCUCAGCUGCACCCGCGCUCACGGAAAUAAUCAAAGAAAAUACUAGAA
Molecule: messenger RNA, 707 nt
Organism: Triticum urartu
Lineage: Eukaryota; Viridiplantae; Streptophyta; Magnoliopsida; Poales; Poaceae
Product: jacalin-related lectin 19
Molecular function (GO): carbohydrate binding
Source: RefSeq, a predicted model, not a curated record